AUGAUCCAAUUCAUACACAGACCUGGGGAAGCAAUUUUUGUUCCGGCUUAUACAACACAUCAAGUCUGUAAUUUAGCCAAUUGCAUUAAAGUGGCAGUGGAUUUUGUUUCACCAACUUCAAUUGAAAGGUGUAACAAGCUUAGAGGUGAAUUUAGAACUCAACUACAUGAACAGCCAAAGCCUCUGGAGGGAGGACGUUUUACAGAUUGA
This is a messenger RNA of Melampsora larici-populina 98AG31, 210 nucleotides long. RefSeq lists its product as uncharacterized. The record is from RefSeq and is a predicted model, not a curated record. Lineage: Eukaryota; Fungi; Basidiomycota; Pucciniomycetes; Pucciniales; Melampsoraceae. Gene Ontology annotation, biological process: regulation of transcription by RNA polymerase II. Gene Ontology annotation, molecular function: histone H3K9 demethylase activity; chromatin DNA binding; transcription coregulator activity. The transcript has 4 exons. Gene Ontology annotation, cellular component: histone deacetylase complex; chromatin. Bases 1 to 210 code for a protein of 69 amino acids.